UUGGAACCUCUCAAUGGCUCAGCAAGGUGGCGUUCCCGAGUUCAAGUUGCUUCUGGUUGGUGAUGGUGGUGUGGGCAAAACCACACUGGUUAAACGCCAUCUCACAGGAGAGUUCGAGAAGAAGUACAUCCCGACGCUCGGGGUUGAGGUUCACCCACUGAAGUUCAUGACUAACUGUGGCGAGAUCAUCUUCAACGUGUGGGAUACUGCUGGUCAGGAGAAAUUCGGUGGUCUCCGUGAUGGUUACUACAUCCAAGGUCAAUGCGCCAUCAUCAUGUUCGACGUCACAUCUCGAAUUACGUAUAAGAAUGUUCCCAACUGGCACAGAGAUAUCGUCAGAGUCUGCGAGAACAUCCCCAUCGUCCUCGUUGGUAACAAAGUCGACGUUAAGGACAGGCAGGUCAAGGCCCGGAAUAUUCAGUUCCACCGCAAGCGCAACCUUCAGUACUACGAUCUCUCAGCUCGGUCCAACUACAAUUUUGAAAAGCCCUUCCUUUGGCUUGCUAGGAGGCUGACCAACCAGCCUCAGCUUGUCUUCCAGGGUGAGUUCGCCAAGGCUCCCGAGUUCCAGAUCAACCCCGAGCUCGUCGCCCAGCACGAGAGAGAGCUCCAGGCUGCCCAGGACCAGGCUAUUGAUGAUGAUGACGACGACUUGUAAACCUUCAUAUGCCGUUUCCCGACUCCUUUGGGGACAUAUUGACAAUUAUCGUGGGAAGGGUUUCGUCUUACAGGGAGCUAUAAUCAUAAUAGCAUUCUCUCUA
Molecule: messenger RNA, 761 nt
Organism: Perkinsus marinus ATCC 50983
Lineage: Eukaryota; Perkinsozoa; Perkinsida; Perkinsidae
Product: GTP-binding nuclear protein ran/tc4, putative
Exons: 5
Coding region: 14-658 (214 amino acids)
Biological process (GO): ribosomal subunit export from nucleus; protein import into nucleus
Cellular component (GO): cytoplasm; nucleus
Molecular function (GO): GTP binding; GTPase activity
Source: RefSeq, a predicted model, not a curated record